Messenger RNA from Moesziomyces aphidis, 660 nucleotides. The record is from the annotation of a GenBank genome assembly. NCBI's taxonomy places the organism in Eukaryota, Fungi, Basidiomycota, Ustilaginomycetes, Ustilaginales, Ustilaginaceae.
AUGUCUCUCUUCAAGAAGUUCGAGCCCAAGCCGGACCUGGGGCCUGCGACGGCGCUCAAGUCGUCCGUGCGCAGGGUCAUCCGCCAGAAGCUGUGCGAGCAGUACCCCGUGCUUGCCGAGGAGGAGGGUGCGCUCCUCGAGGCCGCCUGGCCAAACAAGGCUUCCGUCACGACGGUCAAGUUUGCGCGAGAGCACGUGCAGAUGCUCAUCUCGGACAAGCAGGUGCUCUUCUUCCAGCACUAUGACGACUGGUACCUCCCUAGCCUUCGUCUGCUCCACAAGUUCCCUGAAAUGCUUCCAUCAGUCCAGGUGGAUCGCGGAGCCAUCAACCUUCGUCUGCUCCACAAGUUCCCUGAAAUGCUUCCAUCAGUCCAGGUGGAUCGCGGAGCCAUCAAGUUCGUGCUCUCCGGCGCCAACGUCAUGUCCCCCGGCUUGGUGAGCGCAGGAGGCAAGCUGCCGGACCCGUCCAAGGGCGAGCAGCCCAUCAAGGAGGGCGAAUGCGUCGCCAUCCGCGCCCAGGGCAAGAACGAGAUCCUCGCUGUCGGCGUCAUGAAGAUGGAUUCCGAACAGGUGCGCAAGACCGGCAAGGGCAUCGCGAUAGAAAACAUCCACUACCUCGGAGACGACCUGUGGCUCACUCUGUCCAAGGGCGGCAUCUAG